This is a messenger RNA of Juglans microcarpa x Juglans regia, 1121 nucleotides long. Its product is annotated as leukocyte receptor cluster member 1. NCBI's taxonomy places the organism in Eukaryota, Viridiplantae, Streptophyta, Magnoliopsida, Fagales, Juglandaceae. Bases 91 to 762 code for a protein of 223 amino acids. The transcript is spliced from 2 exons. The record is from RefSeq and is a predicted model, not a curated record.
UUAUACCGAUCCACAAAUCUCCAAUUCCCAAUUCAUUCCGAGCAGUCCUAAAGAUUUUGCGUACAAAUCAUCUGAAGAAAUUGAUUUGUUAUGGGAGGCCAUGGAGGUCUCAAUAUUCUACCGCAGAAGCGGUGGAAUGUGUACAAUUAUGAAAACCGAGAGAAAGUUCGCCAGGACGAGGAAGCCGCGGCCAAAGAGGAGCAGCUGAAGCGCGAGCAAUCUAGGAGGCGCGAUUCCGAGUUUCGCCUCGAGCGCCUCCGCGCUGCCCGCAACUUGGAUCCGGUGACGCGAUCUGCAGAGCCCGAUGAACUGGAGCCUAAGACUGGCCAUAUUAACCUCUUCGAGGGGAUUAAGAUCUUCGACCCUAUUAAGGGUUUAGAGAACGGGGGAGGUGAUGACGAAGAUGGGUUUAAGAAGAAGCAGAAGAAGAUGAAGAGAGAGGAGGCCGCGCCCAAGGUUGUGGGUCCGGAGGAUGAGAAGUAUAGGUUAGGGUACGGGUUAGCGGGGAAAGGAGUCAAGUUACCCUGGUACCUUGAAAGGCGGAGCAGUAAUGAGAAUGGCGAGAGUGGUAGGGAUAAUGGGUCGGCGAGAGGAGUGGAGGAAGAGGGAAAGAAAAGUGGGAAGAAGACGUUGGAGGAAUUAAGGAAGGAGAGGUUGAAAAGGGAAAAGCGGGAGAAGGAGAGGGAACGGGCCUUAGUGUUGGAGAAGAAUCGAAGAGAUGGAGCUGGCUCUAAGGAUAGAGUGUUUUCCAGGAGGGGGUGAUCAAGCCAAGUGAGCGUGAUUUUCUGCAAUUUACAUGAGUUGUGUAUGGCUCAUCAUCUUUUGUAACUUAUGUUCAUCUAUCAAGAUUUGGGUCGUUGUAAGCUUGGGAUUGAGAAAAUUUAUUGCACCCUGGCGACUCAUUUCCAUGUAUAUUCUACCCGAGAAUCUCAAUUUUCAUAUGAAGUACGACUGCAUGCAUUUCAUUUGCAGUCGAAGUCUGGAGGAAGUUUCCCUUGCUCGUGCUUGAAUUUGGUCGAGUAAAAAGUAUCGUAGUUACUUGGAGAGAAUGACUCUUUUGUACAUAAUGCAUUGACCCAGGAAAUUAUGUUUCAGAGAAUAAAAUUGAAUGUUAAUUGUAA